This is a messenger RNA of Owenia fusiformis, 1537 nucleotides long. Lineage: Eukaryota; Metazoa; Annelida; Polychaeta; Sabellida; Oweniidae. The record is from the annotation of a GenBank genome assembly.
ACAGUUAUACUUAUAGUAUACGCCUUAUAUUUACAACACAUGGAUUAUUAGUGAUACUAAACGGAUAUGUGAAAUUUGAAUAUAAACAAAUAAGCCAAAACACUGAUAUUUGGAAGUGAAAUUAUACUGUACUUUAUGUAAUUGCAAACAAAGAAAAAGGGAUCGACCAUUUUGUAAAUAUAAAAUAAAAGCAGCAUGACAAACAGGAACAGGAAAAAAUCUUCAAAAGACAAUACUGACUGCGAUGAAAUGAAUGAAUUAAAGACCCGAUUGGAUGAAGUAAAUACAACUGUACAAAACACUGAUGAUAAUAUUGAGGAUUUGAAAAAAACCGUUGAUGAUCUUAAAAAUGAGAAUUUAUUCUUACGUGAAAUCCUUGAGGUCAUGGAAGGGAGAAUUUGGAAAAUUGAACAUAAACAAGAUGAGACCGAUGAUGCUAUAGAUGAUAUUCGUGUACGAUCGAUGAAAAUGAAUCUGAUAUUUCACGGAAUAGAUAAGCCAGACAUUGAUGAACAUGUGAGUAAAAUUAGAUCUGUCCUUGUUAAUGAUAUGAAAAUUCCAAAGGAAUUUGUUCACCCACACAAGCCUUUAGAUGGCCAACCAGGUCCUGAUUGGCAAAUACAAAUAGACGUAGCUCACCCUAUAGGACAGGGACAAGGUGUUAUACCCAUGGUGGCUAAAUUUACAGAUCGUAGGGCUGUUGAAAAAAUCAUGUCUUAUGCACAUAAUCUAAAAGGCUCAAGAAUUAGUGUAUCACGUCAACUUCCCGACACACUGCGUGAUCGCAGAUCUGCUCAGAUACCUAUGUUAAAGAAGUUAAAAUCUGAAGCCAUUGACAAUCGUCGAGAUCCAAGAGAAGUCUCCCUUCACCAAGCGACACUUAAAGUGAGAGGUGUCAAGGUAGAUCCCCACUUUGAUGAGAAACCAUUACAAAUCCCAAUCACAGACCUUGACCCCAACAUUGAUGACACCUCUACAAAUCACACUAAUGUCAUCAGUCAUAGUGGAACUUCCAUACAGGGCCACGUGGCAAAGGCCAAGACUACUAAGCAAGCCGCAACAGUCAUUGGAAGAUUAUACAAAUCUCGAUCACUUGCCCGUGCUAGUCAUCAUUCUUAUGCGUACCGAGUUCCUGGAAAUACUGGCGAACUUGUAGAAGGUUUUAGCGAUGAUGGUGUUUGGGGCAUUGGUAGUGAUAUCUUAAAUUUGAUGAAAUCUAUGGAGAUUACAAACGGAGUGAUUAUCAUGACAAAGUGGUCAAAAGGGCCCUUAAAUAAACAUAACCAUGCAUCUUAUAUGAAUCAAGUGAAGGAUUGUGUCAAGCUUGGGAAUUUCAAUUGAGUUUACCUGUUAGCACAAAAUAACAGGUCCCUGUAAAUACCAGUAUAAUGUUAUUGUACAAUUAGUGAAAUCUGAUUUGAACAUAAUACCCUUAUUUACUUUUAGGGAUUAGCAUUUUCACAUUCAUUCUAACCACAGAGUCAUGUGGGUUUUAAUAUUAACAUUUCACUCAAUGGACUUCGAUUUUUAAUAAGCC